Messenger RNA from Cydia fagiglandana, 4462 nucleotides. It is a transcript of the gene Vti1a, whose product is annotated as vesicle transport through interaction with t-SNAREs homolog 1A. The transcript has 5 exons. Lineage: Eukaryota; Metazoa; Arthropoda; Insecta; Lepidoptera; Tortricidae. Gene Ontology annotation, molecular function: SNAP receptor activity; SNARE binding. Gene Ontology annotation, biological process: intracellular protein transport; intra-Golgi vesicle-mediated transport; Golgi to vacuole transport. Bases 107 to 730 code for a protein of 207 amino acids. Gene Ontology annotation, cellular component: SNARE complex; ER to Golgi transport vesicle membrane; late endosome membrane. The record is from RefSeq and is a predicted model, not a curated record.
GUCAUGAUGUGUUCGAUGAUGGUGUAUUUGUAUUACUGCAAUCCCUGAAAAUUAAUCUAAAUAUAUAAAUACGGGUGUCUAAUUUUAAAAAGAAGCUUUGGUUAAUAUGGCUACGUUGAUUCAAUCUUACGAGCAACAGUAUUCAGUGCUUACUGCGGAUAUAACGUCUAAAAUUGGACGACUCAAGUUAGGCCACGAAGAUAAUCGCGAUCAGCUGACACGGGAAAUUCAAGCAAAUUUCGAGGAAGCGAAUGAUCUUCUUGAGCAGCUGGAGCUGGAGUCUCGCGGCAGCGCCGGUUCACGCGUAGCCGCGUAUCGGGCAGAAUUACAGCGCGUUCGCGAUGAGUAUCGCUCUGUCACUAACAACGCUGGAGGGUACACUGACACAGAGGAAAACUUUGAAGACUGGACAUCAAAUGACCAGCGACAGAAACUCCUGGACAACACGGAGCGGCUAGAACGAACAGGGAAGACUCUCACCGAGGGCUACAGGGUGGUCUUAGAGACGGAGCAGAUUGGAGCCACCGUGCUCCAAGACUUGAGUCUGCAAAGGGAGACUAUAGAAAGAUCGAGAGGAAGGCUCCGCGAAACAGAUGAGCAGCUAAACCGCUCAUCCCGCCUGAUGAACUCCAUGAUAAUGCGGGCGCUGCAAGACCGCUUCGUGCUGGUUAUGGUCUUCCUUGUCCUCGGUGUGUUGCUGUGCAUCAGCCUCUAUUUCUAUGUCACGUAACAACUGUCUGUUUUACCUUGUUCCACCUCCAGACUUAGCAUAGUCGCGCUACCCCCUCUGCCACGCAUACGGUAAUUUUACUCCAUGUUCGAGUCGAAAUCUUUGUGUGACGUCCGUGUAUUUGAACGGACCAAUCACGGCACAGGAUUUCGCUCACCUCGUCCCGCGCACCCCCGCAUUUUUGGCAUCAUCGGUUGCAUGAAAUAAUUGCUCUAAACUCGGUCUAGAGGAUUCCUAGUCUAUGCCUUGUUCACUGCGGUAGGGGGCCGAAAGACCCCAUGUGAAGUAUGGUUAAUUACGAGUUACACUAAUUGCCGCAGCGAGGGUGCCUUCGACCUUCGACCGCCAAAAAUGUCAACUGACGCGAGCGGCCACAGUCCAAUACAUAGAAUAAGUAAUAGUACUACCAUACAGAAUAGACACUUCCUACAAAUCCGAAGUUUGACAGCGAUUCAUGGUCGAAUCAUGAUAUCCCUUCCUAACUUAUGGCACUAUCCCUUUCGACUAUUUAGGGUUGUCUAAAUUCAUGUAAUUAUAUUCCGACUUCGCAAAAAAUAAAGCUAAAUUUUGUUGUUAAUGAUGAGAGAGAAUUUCAUACAAUUCUGCCCUUCUCGUAGCUAUAUUUAUUCAUAGUUUUUAUAAGAAUAUAUGUAAAUAACUUUAAUACCCAACUAGCAAAAAAGUCUCAGAUUGCGCACUUUAUAAGAGUAGUGAGCUUAUAGCGCUCUUAUUUUUGUUUUGAACUUGUCAUCGCUCUUAUAUUAGUCUUAGACAAGCUAAUACGCACUUUAGUAAGUUUAGUCUUAUUACCUAGUCUUAUAUAUGUAUAUAAGAGCAUUUUAUAAUACCAUUAUAAGCCUCUCGCUCUUACAAUAACAUUUACUAAGUCUCAUUGAACUUGAGAGUACCUGGUCUUAUAUCCACAUUCUCUAAGUUCAUUUGAUCUUAUAAUAGACUUUCUAAAUGCUAUUAUAAGAAUGUAAGACUAAUAUCAACAUGGCAUAAUACUAUUAUGAGCCUCUCGCUCUUACAAUAACAUUUACUAAGUCUCAUUGAACUUGAGAGUACUUGGUCUUAUAUCCACAUUCUCUAAGUUCAUUUGAUCUUAUAUUAGACUUUCUAAAUGCUAUUAUAAGAAUGUAAGGCUAAUAUCAACAUAGCAUAAUACUAUUAUAAGUCUCUUGCUCUUACAACAACAUUUACGAAGUCUCAUUGAACUUGAGAGUACGUGGUCUUAUAUCCACAUUCUCUAAGUUCAUUUGAUCUUAUAUUAGACUUUAUAAAUGCUAUUAUAAGAAUGUAAGACUAAUAUCAACAUAGCAUAAUACUAUUAUAAGCCUCUUGCUCUUACAACAACAUUUACGAAGUCUCAUUGAACUUGAGAGUACCUGGUCUUAUAUCCACAUUCUCUUAGUUCAUUUGAUCUUAUAUUAGACUUUCUAAAUGCUAUUAUAAGAAUGUAAGACUAAUAUCAACAUAGCAUAAUACUAUUAUAAGCCUCUUGCUCUUACAACAACAUUUACGAAGUCUCAUUGAACUUGAGAGUACCUGGUCUUAUAUCCUCAUUCUCUUAGUUCAUUUGAUUUUAUAUUAGAUUUCUAAAUGCUAUUGUAAGAAUGUAAGACUAAUAUUAACAUAGCAUAAGAACACUGUAAGUAAGUACGUACUUUUCUGAUCUUACUAAAGCUAUAAUAAGAUCAACAGCAGCACUUUAGUAAGAUAUUAGAGUGAUAUAAGAUCAAGACACUUAUAUCACAAUAGAGAAGAUCAAUAUCAGAUGGUUUGAUCUUAAAUCGUUUUUGGGAACACUAUUGUUAGUAUAAGUAUUCAACAUGGCCACAUCAUUUGUAUUCAGAAUGCUUAAAAUACUCUAAUAGUGCGCUUGAAAAAUGCACCUACAUCAAUGGCUGACUAUCAAUACAAAAUAAAGAAAUAAAAUAAUUAUAAAAAUAUUCAAAUACCAUAUUUGAGUAGGCGCAUAAAGUUUGAAGUGUAAAACAGGGUCUACUUUACAAUAAAUAAUAUUUUCCCAUGUGAAUACUUACCCUGAAACAUAAACAGACGAUGAUAAACAGCACGUUAUUAUAUUUAAACAUAAUUCAUAAAAAGUUUGAUAAACACUUACACUAAUAUGUUUUUGUCACGUUGCAGUUAAUUUCACCCGUAUAUUUAUACUUCACAAAUAGAAUGUUUCAAACCAAAAUAAGCUUAUUUAGGCUUACAAGAUUCUAACGUUCGACCAAUAUAAGCCUAUGUAGGCUUACAAGAUACUUACGUUCGACCAAUAUAAGCCUAUGUAGGCUUACAAGAUACUUACGUUCGACCAAUAUAAGCCUAUGUAGGCUUACAAGAUACUUACGUAAAAGCGAUAUUAGCCUAAAGCAGCUUAAUAUAGUUUUGAAAAAGAUUACUGUGAAUGCAAACAACAUUCAAUUAGACUGAUAUUAGAACGAUAUUAAAAUAAAUACGCUUAUGCUUUGUGCCCAAACCCGGGCUUAUACGAUGAUAUAAAAUCAAUAUAAGAGCGACAAAAUUGUAGUCUAGAGACUGUUGUUAGCGUGAUUUUGCUAGUUGGGUAUGUAUAUCAAUCAUAUAACUAUGUUAGCUUUUAUUUAUAUGGACCGUUGAGGUGUUGUAUAUAAUGAAUGUGUUUAAAAAUGUUUGUUUAAAUGUGACGUUCCAUAACGAGAAUAGAACUGGCCCUUAUUUUAUAAAAUAAUAAGGGCCAGUUAUAUUUUAUGUACCUACUUUAUUGUCAUAAUCCAAAAUUAAUAUAUUAUACAUAGUCUAUAUCGUCGGCUGACAAGCAAAAGUCACUAACUAACACCAUUGAAAUUAUUGGACAAUAAACCGUGUUACAAGUGUAAUAAAGUGCAUUGUUACUUUAAUUUUUGAUAGUACUUAGUGACUUUUGCUUGUCACCCGACGAUAUUAAGUCUAUAGACUUAAUUUAUUUAUAUACGCUGGUAGCGUUCAUUAACUGCGAUCUCCGCUUACCAUCAAGCGAGCUGUUCGCUUGUUUGUCACCGUCAUGGUAUGAGAAAUUACCUAAUAAAAUACGUCGUAAAAUACGUUGUACGUCGACGUCAAAGAUGUUUACACUUUUGCACAUUAACUUAAUGUAAACAUAUCUUUGACGUCGCCUGUAUACUUUGCGUUGUAAAGAAUGGUACGCCAUUGCUAAGCAUUUUGUUUUUCGUAGGUAUGUAAGACUGUCUUAGAUAAAUUAAUGUAGAUAGAUCUUGAUAUUUAUACAGUAUGUGUCUGACCAUGGGGGUUUAAUUCCAGGGCUCGAUUCUACUCGCUAAACUGAGCUACUUUUACUAUGGAACCAACCCUAAAAUCGGAGACAUUUUUGGCUUUUCCAUAGAAAACGUCGACAUCUGAUCAGCCAAAAUGUAUGAAAAAGUAAAAAUAAAAUCGGGAUUUCGGGGUUGGUGCCAUAAUAAAAGUAGCUCAGCCGGCCUAGCCAAGGUUACAAUCGCUAUCGCUUCGACAACGAAAAGCUUUAUGUCUCUCUAUCACUCUUCCAUAUUAGUGCGACAGUGACAGUUGCGUUUCGAUCGCCACGGAGCGUGAGCGAUUGGCAUCUUGGCUACGCGGCCAGUUUAGCGAGUAGAAUCGAGCCCUGGAUUUAAGACCCAUGGUCAGUAACACCCUGUAUAUAAGUGAGUUAUGUUAUUAUAAGUUAAGUUAUUAUUAUCAUUGAAAUACAGAAGGCUUUUAAACCAA